GUGUGCUGCUGACUGAGGCCGCGGCCGGACUCGGGAGAGCAGCAGACAAGUGCCGGCGGUGCAGAAGGAGGAGGAGGAGUCUUGGAAUCAGAGGGGGAAACGAGCAGACACGAAAGAGGGAGGAAAAAAAGAGAAAAAUCCGCAGACAAAACAAAACCGUGAGAAGGACGGCGGACUGAGCGCGUCUGAUAUCACAGAAACCUAAUUAAAAGUACGAGGGAAGAUUGGCAGUGGAGAGAAGGGAGGACACCAAGAUGAUAGCGCCUUAUUUCCUGGAGAGUUUCUGGGGUGAAAAAAACAAUGGAUUUGACGUUCUCUACCAUAACAUGAAGCAUGGCCAGAUCUCCAGCAAGGAGCUCUCAGAUUUUAUUAGAGAAAGGGUCACCAUCGAGGAGACAUACUCCAGAUCGAUGAGCAAACUGGCCAAAUCUGCCAGUAACUUCUCACAGCUGGGGACGUUUGCUCCUAUAUGGGACGUGUUUAAAGUGUCAACAGAAAAGCUGGCUUCCUGUCACAUGGAGCUGGUGCGCAAACUGCAGGAGCUCAUCAAAGAAGUACAGAAGUAUGUGGAUGAACAGGCCAAGGCUCAUAAGAAGACUAAGGAGGAAGUAGCGUCCACGCUGGAAGCAGUGCAGAACAUCCAGAGUGUCUCGCAGGCCCUGCAGAAGAGCAAAGAGAACUACAACAGCAAGACCCUGGAACAGGAGCGCAUGCGCAAAGAGGGAGCCACGCAGAGAGACCUUGACAAGACUGGAGUGAAGGUGAAGAAAGCCACAGAAGUGUACAAGUCCUUCGUGGAGAAGUACGCCACCACCAAGACGGAAUUUGAGCAGAAAAUGGCAGAGACAGCGCAGAAAUUCCAGGACAUUGAGGAAAGCCAUAUCCUGCAUAUGAAGGAGAUUAUCCAGUCUUACUCUUGUUCAGUUGAGGACACGCACAAACAAAUUGAAGAGGUGCACCAAGAGUUUGUGAACAACAUGGAGAAUACGUCUGUGGAAAGUCUAAUACAGAAACUGGCUGAGAGCAAAGGGACUGGAAAAGAGAGGCCAGGGCCCAUUGAAUUUGAGGAAUGUAACGUCUCCACUGUUGCCACAGAAGCAGCCAAGCCUAGAAAGAGGAAGCCCUUCACCAUCCCAGGCCGACGGAAAGACAAGGACACAGACUCCACAGAAUCUACAGAAGUUGAAGCCACUAAUACUGCCAAUGGAGCACCUCCAGAUUUUUAUGGAUCCAUAGAUUUCCAAAACGCUAACGUGCCUCAGGUGGAUGAAGAGGGAUUCUGCAUCCGACCAGAAGUGAAUGAAAACGAUGCCAAAGAAAACUCUUUCUACUCGUCCAGCGAUUCAGAGGAAGAAGACGAGCGCAGGAAGUUUCACGUAGAGAUCAAACCUGUGCAGCCGAACAACGGCACACACCAGCACAAAGCCACCAUCGACGAGCUCAAAGCUUCCAUCGGCAACAUUACCCUCUCUCCUUCUGCCACGGUCCACAUGAGGAGGAACCAGUCCAGGAUGUCAGGACUGCACACACAGUCUCCUUUAGACUCGAGGACAGGUGAUGAGCUGGGAAGGUCCAGAACACCACAGUCUACGUAUAAUGAUAGAUUGGCCAACAGCGACCUGCUUUCAUUGGAUCCUUUUGGCCCCAGUGUUGGUGGCUCCGCCUCCUCUGGAUUUUCUUCAGCUGACCUGGCCUCUCUCUUCUUUUCACCUUUCUCUCCAUCUCCCUCUCUCAUGAAUGAUAAGGUCCCUGAGGACCCAGCAGAGGUGCAUCAGCAGGAGCUUUUGUCUCCGCCCACUGAUCGUCCUGAAUCCAACGCAAAGGCUUUUGACACUUCCUUACCUUCCAAUCCUCCCGUUCCUCCUUCCUCAACCUCCCCUCCACACCCUGCCCUGCCCUCUCCUCCCACCGCCUCCCCCUGGGACGCCCCGGACGAGCCCUCCUCUCCCCCAGCUCCCACAGCUCCACACCAAACUAUCAGUAUCCUACCAAACCUUCCUCCAAGCCUGGAGAACAUCACAUCCCACAAGCCCCCUCUCAGUGCUCCCGCCACUGGCACAGACGCACUGCCCUCCUGGACUCAGAGCCAGUGGGUGGCCUUUAACGACGACUUCCUGCCCCUCCGCGGGCCGUCCCGUUUACCGCCGAGACCUCAGUCCGUCCCCGUACCCCAGCAGGCCAAGCUCCUUUUCAGCCAGGCUACAGACACCUUCUCUAAAAAGGAGAGCGCCCCCUGUUGGACGGAGGACCGCGUCACACCACCAUCAGCUAGCAGCUCACAGGAUGUUCCAGCUCCUAACAGACCCACCACCCCUCUCGGUGCUGCAACCAUAGUGCCACCCCCUCGUCCCUCAUCACGACCCAAACUGGGUGCUGGCAAACUGAGCGGCAUCAACGAGAUUGGGCGGCCGUUUAGUCCUCCCAAGGUGACCAACUCCAGUCCUCCUCCUGCUGCUCCUCUGGCACGAGCUGAGAGCUCCUCGUCUUUGAGCUCCAACACCUCCCUCAGUGCCAGCAACACACCUACUGUCGAGGACGAUGUGUUUGUGGGGAAACUGCCCACCUUUGAGAAGAGGUGUGAAACUCCAGCAGGAACAUCUCGUGGGCCCAGUCCAGUGACCUUAGCUUCCCAGGAUGCAUUGCCUAUAGCUGUGGCCUUCACUGAGUCUGUUAAUGCCUACUUCAAAGGAGCUGAUCCGAGCAAAUGUAUAGUGAAGAUCACCGGAGACAUGACACUGUCCUUCCCCAGCGGCAUCAUCAAGAUCUUCACGUCCAGCCCCUCCCCUGCAGUGCUCAGCUUCAAACUAAAAAACACCAGCAAACUGGAGCAGAUCUUACCAAACCAGCAUCUAUUACACAGCGACUCCUCCCAGAGCGACACCGACACCCGGGACUUCUGGCUGAACAUGCCUGCGCUGACGGCGUACCUCAGGAAAAACUCAGAGCAGAACCCCACGUCCUCCUACUACAACGUGGACGUCCUCAAGUAUCAGGUGUGCUCUAACGGAAUUCAGUCGACGCCGCUGAACCUGGCAGUGUACUGGAAGUGUGGGCCCACCACCACUGACCUGCGUGUGGACUAUCGCUACAACCCGGAGGCCAUGCAGCCGCAUGGACCACUCUCCAGCGUGCAGGUCUUAGUGCCGGUCAACGGCGGCGUCACCAACAUGCAGUCAAUCCCUAACGCCAUCUGGAAUGCAGACCAGAACAAGUCAUUAUGGAAGCUGAAUGACAUCUCUGAGAAGUCUGAAAAUGAAGGCUCCGGCUCUCUGAGGGCGAAGUUUGAAUUAUCAGAUGGUCCCUCGAUCCCAGCCACACUAGCUGUCCAGUUCUUUAAUGAGGGCAGCACUCUCUCCGGGGCGGACAUGGAACUGGUCGGCUCUGGUUAUCGACUCUCACUCAAUAAGAAAAGAUUUGCCAGUGGGCGCUACAUGGCAGACUGCUGAGAUGGUAAACCACAGAUUGCUCUGCUCUAAGUGUUGGAAAUUUGAAGGUUUUAUUAUUUUCUUUAUUUUAUUCCAUCUUUCUCCGUUGGCGAUGGAGGUUAAUGGGGAGCGAAAAAAAGGGCUACCAGCUCCAUGGCUCAUCAUACGCCUUCAGUUCUCAACAUUCUCAACUAUCCUUCCACCAGUUAAAUGCACCUUUUUGGGGAAGCUUUUUUUUUUUUUUCUUUUUUUUUUUUUCAACAACAGUUUCGUAGCACUGAGUAUCAAACACUGUCUAAAAAGAUUUAUAAUAAACCUCCCCCCCCAAAAAACUGAAGAAAAAAACAACAAAAAAAAAACAAAGAUGGAAUGUCUGGGUAUUGAUGAAUGAAACGAAUGAAAAGUAAUUGUUAAUCUUGGAUACUUUUGUUUUUGAUCUAAUGAGACUUUUAUAAAGUCAGCGCGGUAGCGGUUUUGUUUUGAUAUGUAUAGUUAAUUUGUAAUAUGAAUUAUAAAUAUAUAAAUAUAUAACACAGCAUAUCUAAAAGAAAAAAAAAUGAUCUAUAUAUCUGCACUAACAAUCUUCCUGGCCAUUUGUAUAGAUUUUAGUCUGUUCCUUGUAUAUUUAGCCUUAAAAGUCAGUCACAAUGACUAUGAAGAAAAUAAAUGAAAAGUGCUGUGGGAAAAAAGGAUGGACUGAACUGAAAUGCCUCAGCAAUACUUUUUUAGGCAGUGUGAUCGCCUGCGUUUUGUCCAAAAGAGCCUUUUCUACAAAUAUCCCCUGUAAUUCUAAAAAAGGGGCCUGUUUUUCUAAAGUUGUUAGUUUUUUUAUGUUAACCGUUUCUGAGUUUCAGCUCAGAUCAACUGAUUAACUUUAGAAAAGCUGAGCCUUAAGCAUUGUGCGUAGCUUAUGCGUCUGAGAGCUGGAAAUGUGUCUUUUACAGUAGCUUGUUUGUGUUUUUUUUUUUUUUCUCCUCUUUUUCGUCGUAAAUGUGCAAUGAAGGUAUACGCUGUCAGACGCUGAUUAUGGAACUGGUUUGUGUUUUAGUUUUAGUGUCAUUUUGCCAUUCCAGUCGCUGUCCAGAAUCCGGAUCAGUUUUGUGACUUUAUUUAAUGGGGUGGGGAAGAAAAAACACAAAAACUGAACUCAGUGCCUCUUUUUCUAGAACCAAACUUGAAGAUAUACCUUUUUUCCCCCUAUAAACUGUUGCAUGUUUAUGCACCACAAAGAAGCACAUUUUGUCCCAUUUUGUUUAUUUGGUUUUUGUUUCUAAUUUUUAAGUGCCAGUCCAGUUUUAUACUCUUUUUACUAGGAUGUCGAAGGGAAAAAAUUACUGCCUCGGAAAUGCCGAAUUUAACUGUAGGCCUUCUGUUAAACCAAUCGUCACUUACUGCCUGUGUGUAGUCCUUUUAAUAGGAUGGUGCUACACUACCUGUGUAAUUUCAGUAGCUUAAAACACACUGUGCCACUGUUGCCAUUCUAAUGUUGUCAAUGCUGUCAAUGCUGGCAGGUCCAUCUUAAAGCCUUAAGAUUUGUCCUUUUGGAGGGAUGACAUGAAAGAUGUGCAACAAAGUACCUCUCGAUAUCUCUGUUGAACGAUUUUUAAAAUUUUCCAAUACUGGUUUCAUUUACAAUUUUGAAAAAUAUAAAAAUAAAAAGAUAUACUCUGGUAACACUUCCUUUUAAAUCCUAUAUUCAUAAUGCAUUAUGAGUGCAUUUAUAUAAUUGAUUAAGUGGCAUACAUAAUACAUUAUAACUCAUAAAUAUAAGCAUAAAUAUAACCAUUAGCUUGUGUAGCUUGUAUAAUUAAUAAGGCUGUCAGAAUGAAUGCGUUAACGCAUAUAGUUAAUCAGAAAACUUUAAUGCAUUAAUUAAUCACAUGACAAAAUUGACAGAGCCUGGUGAUGCAGUCACAGUUUUAUUUAGCAAUAUAACACAGCAACGCUUGCUAUUGCGUUCAGAAGGUAGAUUACCUUUUAUGUAGUCUCUUUCUUUGUCUCUCUCUUUCUUUCUCUCUCUUUUUCUCAAUUGCUUGGUCAUUACUACCAAGCACACACUACCACACACGCCCCCACAGCUGAUGGCACGUUUUCUCUGUCUUCAGCUGUUAGGUGUGGAAUAUGGAGCUAGACUAGUUUUUAUUUUCUUCAAUAAAACUCUAUUAAACCCAGUAACUCAACACAUUUCAAUAUUCUACUUUAAAAUGCAUCAAAACUACCCAGAGGUAAUAUAGUACAGUAAAAAAGCUGUAUUAUCUGUGAUUAAUCACAGAAAUUUUAUUAUGACACCACUAAUCAUUAAUUAUAAUACAUGCAUAGUGCAAGUACAUACAGGUACAGUAUAUAUAGGUACAGGUACUGUAUGUGACUUUUUAUAAGGAGAGAUAUAAGUCAUAACGACUGUAUAUAAUAUCUGUUCAAGAAUGAAGAAUAUGGAACUACUUUAGAUCCUUUUAUAAGAGUUAUGUGUAGUUUGGCCUACUAUAGACAACUAUAGACAAGUUAUGAAGGCCAUUAUUUGUCAUUAUAUGUAUGCUACAGUAUAUAAUGCAGAAUACAUGCAUUUAGAAUUCCUUAUGAAUGAAGGAUUCAUGAAAAGUGUUACCAGUACUCUCUCCAGCGCUGCCAAACUGCCAAACUGUCAAAUCUUUGGAGGGAUACAGUAAAGAUCUUUUUAGCAGUUUUGUAAAGAACUGAAACACGUUGCUAAAUGAGAGAUGUGAAGCGUAAUGUAAAAUAAAAUGCUUUUUAAUGUUAAUAAUUAUAUGUAAUAAAUGAAGAAUCUAAAGAUUCCUGCAACUUAACGUCCAAGCCACGAACCCUUAGAGGAAUCUCUAUUGAUUAGAGAGAAAUUCUCUCGAUAUUAUAUAAAAAAAAAUAGAGUGAUCUGAUCUGAUUACCCUUAAUCCAGCUGAAUCUCUGGAUAAACUGUGAAUCAUUCCACUUAGAUAACUAGUGAGUAGCUUUUGAUCAUAUUUGCCAAAUAUUAACACGUAAAUAACUAAAAGAGGAAACUAAAGAGAAACUGAACAUAUCUUUUAUUGUGCACCAGCUUGCAUAAAUCCUUUGGGAACUGUUAGCCAAAUUUGUUUGUGUUUUUCUGUUCUUUAAUUUAUUCUUUUUUGUAAAUAUAUAGCACCACAACAAUUUGUCGAGGUAAAAUCAGCUUCAAGGCAGCCACCCAAUGCCUUUAUAUUUCCAGGCUGUUGCACUGUGACUCUGUGGGGGGGAAGAUAAACAGCUGUAAAGUGCUUUAUUAAGGAGGUCAGUAGAUGUUGGUUUGAUUGUAAAAACUGACUCUGACUGAUUAUAUUUCCUAUACGAAGGCCCUGUGCCUUAUAUCCUAGAGGGCCAAUUCUCUAAGGGCUACCCUACAACCAAUGAACGAACGGGGAGACACCACAGAUACCUUAAAUAAUUCACAGGCAUGUGUUUAAUAUCUGCUAUUUAAAAAAAAAAGUGAAUCUGGGAUCUUCUUUCCUAGGAAUGAUGUGUUUUGUCAUUUACACAUUUUCCAUUUUUCAUGUCGUCAUUGUUUGUGAAGUAACUAGGAACACCUUAAUGAAUUCUGAAUCUUUACUAUUUUAUCUGGAGAUUUUUACAGAUGUACUGUAUGUGAUUUUACUGAAUUGGCGUUCAGUGUUUUCCGUUGAUGAAAUGGCCUUGGGUGUUCAGUGUAGAGGCAGAUAUUAACCGGUGGACGUUAGGGUCAAAGUGUCAGUAGCAUUAACAAACUCUCCAACACUCUCUCAACUUUCUCUAUCCAGAAAAGAACAAGAAGAAAAAAACAACAUUACAUACAUGUGUGUGUGUAAUUUGUGUGUCUUAGCGAGCUGGUUCUUGCUGCCUCUACCACCAUCAGAUCAAUGUUUAAAGGCAUUUUAAGGGGCUUCUCAAAUCUUCUUUCUUGCUUUUCUUGUAAUUUUUGUUUCCUAUUUCUUUUUAUGUUCGUGUCCAAUGGUAUUUUAAAGGAAGAUCUAUGUUGUUUGUUUCUUUUUUCUUCACAAAAUGUACAUUUUUACAAAUUUACCACUUCGUCUUCACGAUUUAAUGAUUUCAUUGUGUCUGUAAUAAAUGUGUAAUAUAUAAAUCUAUACAAAUAUAAGAAUUACUACAUGA
Molecule: messenger RNA, 7544 nt
Organism: Astyanax mexicanus (Mexican tetra)
Lineage: Eukaryota; Metazoa; Chordata; Actinopteri; Characiformes; Acestrorhamphidae
Gene: fcho2
Product: FCH and mu domain containing endocytic adaptor 2
Exons: 30
Coding region: 255-3446 (1063 amino acids)
Biological process (GO): synaptic vesicle endocytosis; clathrin coat assembly; clathrin-dependent endocytosis
Cellular component (GO): clathrin-coated vesicle; plasma membrane; cytoplasm
Source: RefSeq, a predicted model, not a curated record